This is a messenger RNA of Rana temporaria (common frog), 2316 nucleotides long. RefSeq names its product zinc finger protein 2-like. The record is from RefSeq and is a predicted model, not a curated record. Gene Ontology annotation, cellular component: nucleus. The coding region runs from base 1 to 1611 and encodes 536 amino acids. NCBI's taxonomy places the organism in Eukaryota, Metazoa, Chordata, Amphibia, Anura, Ranidae. Gene Ontology annotation, biological process: central nervous system development; regulation of transcription by RNA polymerase II. The transcript is spliced from 4 exons. Gene Ontology annotation, molecular function: RNA polymerase II cis-regulatory region sequence-specific DNA binding; DNA-binding transcription factor activity, RNA polymerase II-specific.
AUGGAGGAGUCAUCCAGCUACAGAAACCCACCAGAGAGAUGUCCCCGUCCUCUGGAUUCCCGGGAUUCCACACAGAAAGAUCACACCUACACAAAACAUGAUCAGAGUGGAAACCUCGAGGACUAUAAUAUUGUUGUUGUUAAAGAAGAGUAUAAUGAGGAGGAUGAGGAGUAUGGUGUGAUGGAGGAGGUUUCACAAGAACACAAGGAUCUCUACAAUGACACUAUGAUGAAGUCACCUAAUACCAGGAACCCACCAGAGAGAUGUCCCCGUCCUCUGUAUUCCCGGGAUUGCACACAGGAAGGUCACACCAUCCCCCACCAUCAUCAGGGUGAAGAUCUAAUCAUCAUAAAAGUUGAGGGUGAAGAAGAAGAGACGUAUGUGAGGGAUGAUCAGCAAUAUACGGAGGAGGAUGGAAUGACGAGGACAUUCAUAGAGGAGGACACUCCUACAGAGAUCAGCACAGGACACGCCAUGGAGAAACCCUCAAAGGAUCGUCUCACUUUAUCUCCAGGUUGUAAAAUGGAAGAUGAGAACAUCACAGGAGAUUGUGGAGGAGAAAAGACAAUGAGCUUCACUAUGGAUGGAGGACUUCACAGUGUGGAGAGACCAUGGAAUCCCUCUGACUCUGAGCAACCUCGUACUGUGAGGGAUGGGGCCGGAAUUCAGGGGAAGAAGAAAUUUUCCUGUCCUGAGUGUGCGGAAAGUUUUAACUCUGAAUUAAGUUUUAAUGUACAUCAGAAAUCCCACAUGGGUGCGAAGCUUCAUUCCUGCCCCGAGUGCGGGAAAUCUUUUCUUCACAAAUCAAAACUCGUCAUGCAUUACAGAACCCACACGGGGGAGAAGCCGUAUUCUUGUCUUGAGUGCGGGAAAGGUUUUGCAAAGAAGUCCAAUCUUGACACACAUCAGAGAUCUCACACAGGGGAGAGGCCGUAUGCCUGCCCUGAGUGCGAAAAAUGUUAUACACGGAAAUCAGAACUUGUUAUACAUGAGAGAACUCACACGGGUGAGAAGCCGUAUUCCUGCCCCGAGUGCGAGAAAAGUUUUUCGCAGAAAUCGGAGCUUGUUAUACAUCAAAGAUCCCACACAGGAGAGAGGCCGUAUUCUUGCACCGAGUGCAGGAAAAGUUUUCCACGGAAAUACGAGCUUGUCAGACAUCAAAGGUCUCACACAGAUCAGAUACAUUUUUGCCCCGAGUGCGGGAAAUGCUUUUCCCAGAAGUUAGAACUUCUUGUACAUCAAACGUCUCACACAGGGGAGAGCAUUUAUUCCUGCUCUGAGUGCGGGAAAUAUUUUUUAAACAAGGACAGUCUUUGCAGACAUCAGAGGUUGCACACGGGUGAGAAUUUGUUUUCCUGCUCGGAGUGCGGGAAAUAUUUUCACGGGAAAUCAGACCUUGUUACACAUCAGAGAUCUCACACGGGGGAGAAGCCGUAUUCCUGUCCCGAGUGCAAGAAACAUUUUUCAUAUAAGUCCAGCCUUAACAGACAUAAGAGGUCCCACAGGGGUGAGAAACCGUAUAUCUGUCCUGAGUGCGGGAAAUGUUAUUCAUGGAAAUCAGAACUUGUUACGCACCAGAGAUCUCACACAGGAGAGAAGCCGCAAGCUUAAUCUAAGUGCGGAAAAUGCUAUACACGGAAGUCCUAUCUUACUGAACAUCAGAUAGACCAAACGUGGUAAAAGCUGUAUUCCUGUACUGAGUGCAGGAAAUGUUUUUCCACGGAAGUCUUGUCUUACCAGACAUCAGGGAACCCACACAUUUCUCAAGAUGUAGGUGUCCCGAGUGCAGGAAAUGGCUCAAUGCCAGCUUGGCAAAGCUGCUGACUUUACAGCUUCUGCCAGUCCAGUUUGUGGAGUCUGCUUUCCAUUUCAUAAUGUUUGGCCUGUGCGGUAUCUCAGUGGUAGGUUCCUGGCUGCCCUUUUUUUUGCCCUUAAGGCCCUUUCUCCCCUCCAACAUGUGGAAGGUAAUGUUUCCAUGUCACUGGACAAUGGGGUCAGCUGCAGGGUCCACAUGAUCCCAGACUAGGGUGACCAGGUAUCCUGGACUGCCGGGACAUUCCCGCAAUGCCCGGGACAGUCCUGCAUUUUGCAGGUCUGUCCCACGUCCCGGGCACCUUCAUUCCGGGACAAUACAGUGUCCCAGAAUGAAACUGACACUGUUAAUUCUUUCCCUUCCCAGGGCAUUCUGCGCCCUGACUGGGCAAAGCUUUGCCCAAUCAGGGCGCAGUAAAAGAUGGUUGUUAAGUAGCAUUGCCGGGAGUCAUCAGCUGUCAAUAGGCUUCCCUGACAGCUGAAUAAUAUGAAAAAAAAAAAAAA